CCGCCCCAAGCCCUCAUUUUGCACAAUUUGAAACACGGAAGUUCAAAGUUGAGCUCUUGCAGAAGCUUUCAGAUGACACAGAUGAGUUUGGGAAUGACCUUGAUGCUGUUGUUGACGUCUGUGCUCAGAUAUUUCAUGAGUUUUUGUGCAAAGAGUAUGGAGGUCCUGGGACAUUGUUGGUGGAGCCAUUCACUGAUAUGUUGGUAGCUCUAAAGAAGAAGAAGUUGCCAGGAGCAGCUCUGGCUGCAAGGGCAUCACUUUUAUGGGCACAAAGUUUUGUUGAUGAGGAUUGGGAAGUUUGGAACUCAAAGCUGAAGUGACUUCCACUUCAUAGUUGUCAUUUCCAAUGUAAGAAUUUUUCCUUUUUCUAGCAACAUAUGGAUCCUUUAAUUAUAACAAAAACUUCACUAUUGGUAAAUUUUGACAUUCACUACUUUUUUUUUCCUUUGCUUUUAGUGCUUUACAAAUAUGUUAUCAUUGGAACAUGGUUGUUAUUCACUUUUUGAGUAUGAGAUUGGUGAUGGAAGAGAACUAUCUAGUUUUAACCUCUGUUGAAUCCUCGGCCAUGUUAUCAGGGUCAGGAAUUCAAUGAGGGGGACCUUCUGUGAUGAAAGAAAAACUUCAUGUGAUGUUCUGAAGCGCUGUACAUGUUAGCCACAAGCCCACAACCUAGCAAGGUUCAAAUUCCGGCCUCUGAGAUGCUCUGCAAGGAGGGGCGCCACGGUUUCAUCUUCGAUGCCGGAGGAUUUACCGGAGCUGCUCUCAGCUUUUGUCUCUCUGCUCUGGCUGUCUGUAAUUCAUUAUGCAGUUUCAGCAUCAGCACUCAUGGAUGAUAGAGAUUCAAACUUAUAAAACAAAGACAAAUAUUUGUGUUUGAAUUAUAGUUUCUUCUAAAACACGGAUAUUCUAAGA
Messenger RNA from Arachis ipaensis, 912 nucleotides. The record is from RefSeq and is a predicted model, not a curated record. Lineage: Eukaryota; Viridiplantae; Streptophyta; Magnoliopsida; Fabales; Fabaceae.